AUGUUGAGAUGCACGGUCGUCUUCUGCCUGUUGACGGUCAUGUCACACAUGAAUGUACUGAACAUACGAGUCGCAGAGCAGACAGAGAACGCGCUGGCGAAGCUGGUGAAAAUGUUCUCCAAGCCGGGCGCGUUCAAGCAAAUCGACACGAUACUUGGCGAGAAUACUAUUGAGGCGUCGUACACGAGCUGUCCCAUGGGCGAGGAGGGUCUAGAGUGCCGAAGGGCCGAGGCUCGCCGAUCGGUCGACUGUCCAAGAGGAGACUGCUUCUGUUAUGAUUGCGCAGCUGCCGGUCCCGAUUUAUGGGCCUCUUGCUGCCGCGAAAGCUUGAGAUGUUGCUCCCAUCUUGCUGCUGCCUGCAGGACGUGCGAUCAUCCGACACUGUAUCCUUUCUGCGCGAAACACUUUAAGAAAUGCUUGACCCAGUACAACGAGAAGAGGCAGAAUUAGCGAUCGUAUCAACAUUUCCGGCGAUGUCUCAACUGUGAUACAUAGUUGGUUUACCCGUUGGACCAUCUUAUCAAUGAUCUUACAAUACAAAAUUUUCGACUUGUCCUCUUCGCGAUCAUCAAAUUGUCAAAGUGCGAUCGUAAUCAAUCUAACCGAAUGCCACACCGGUAUUAUAAAGGACAUUUAACUCCGAAUAGUAUCACACAGAUUGCGUAACCAAAGUUUAAACGCCAUGUUUCUAAAUAUAGCAUUUAACUCUAAAGUUGUUAGACUCGUUAGUUCCACCCGAUCAGUUUGCGAUCAACGCGAUUUCACGCA
Messenger RNA from Camponotus floridanus (Florida carpenter ant), 768 nucleotides. RefSeq lists its product as uncharacterized. Bases 1 to 450 code for a protein of 149 amino acids. The record is from RefSeq and is a predicted model, not a curated record. NCBI's taxonomy places the organism in Eukaryota, Metazoa, Arthropoda, Insecta, Hymenoptera, Formicidae. The transcript is spliced from 3 exons.